AUGUCUAUCUCAGUUUCAGGAAGGAUCAGGGGUUUUGCGCACGUAGACAUGAUUUAGCUAAUUCACAUUUAAGAUCAAGAGAAGAAUCUUGAACCUUUCAAGGUCAAAGUGCAUUUAUGGACCACAAUCAAAGAAUUGAAAGAUAAGAUUCAAGUUCAGACUGGUUACCCUGCCCAAAGACAAAGACUCUUUUAUAAUAACAAUGAGCUUGACAAUCCAAAGUCGUUGGAUUCUUACAAUCUUUUAUCGAGAAAUAAUGUUAUUGCUUUAAGACUAAGACCAGAUAUUGAUUAGAUGAACUCCUAUAUUGAGGUCUAUGGCUCUGUAAGCUGCAAUAAGAAAAUGAAAUAAAUUAUUGAGAACAUCAGGCAAGGUUUUAAUUCAGGACUAAUACCGAGACUUGCGGACGAUGGAACAAGUGGAACUUAUGAAAUGAGAAAUACUAAUAAAAACAAAAUAGCUAUUUUCAAGCCAAUCGAUGAAGAACCCUUUGCCCCAAAUAACCCAAGAGGUCAUUAAGGACCAUUCGGUAGCUAAACUUUUAGACCAGGUGUUCUCUCAGGAGAAUCAUGCAUUCGUGAAGUCGCAGCAUAUCUUAUUGAUAGAAAUGGUUUUUCUAAGGUGCCAGCAACUACUUUCGUAGAAGUUGUUCAUAACUCUAUGAAAUUUGUGCCUUUCACUGGACUGGAGGUUACAUCUGAUAGAUAUUUUGAGAUUAUGUCGUCUUUAAUUAAGCCUGAAUAAGAGGAAAAAUAAAAUAGCAAGAAUAAUAGUAUAUCCAAAACUAAUGGCUCAUCAUCACUGAACCAAAACAGUAAAAAUUCUAACAAAGAUAAAAAUCAAAAAGAAAGCAUUGUGAAGAAAAUAGCUUUAGAGAGCCAGAUAGGCAUGAAAUUCGGUUCUCUCUAGUAUUUCUGCAAAAGUGUAGGAGCAAUUGAGAAUUAUUCUCCUGAUUUAUUCCACAAAGAUGAAGUGCAUAAGAUCGCGAUCUUAGAUUUGAGAAUUUUGAAUCUUGAUAGAAAUGAAUCGAACAUUCUGGUCCAAAUAAAGAAGGACAAAAAGACAAACAAGAAUGUGAAGACCUUAGUACCGAUAGACCAUGGCUUGUGCUUCCCCGACAACUUGGCGAUAUGUUCAUUCGACAUUGCCUGGUUAUCUUGGAGAUAAGCAGAGGUGCCAUUCUCCAGAAGAUCACCUAUUUGCUUAAGAAACGUCAGGAUAAGCUCCCACCUCUUGCAGAUAGGUGCUAAAUAUGGUCUGACUUUGGCAUAGAUAGGACAGAUCUUGUGUAGACCAGAUGAAGACGAAACUCAGUUGUCUUUGUUGGAGAGAAUCGUUAAGAAAGCGAGACUCAUUACUGACAUGAUGAUGAAAAUGCAAACUAAAGUAAAGGAUUCUAAUCUUAGAAAUUUAAAUGACGACAGCAAAAAGAACAAGACCUACAGAAAUAUGGAUCUAAGUGCAGACGAAGAAGAAAACGGAGAUGAGAGUUUAAGCGGGGCAAGCAAUUCAAGAUCUAAGAGAAAUAGACUUAAUUCAAUCAAUGAUGCUACAUUCACUAGCAAUUUAGGCAGAACUACUUAGUUGCCAAUGACAGCAUUUAUGAGUCUAGGGGCAGUCGCAAUGAAUGAUGAUAACGGAAAUGAAUAUAGGGUAGAGGCAAAGAGAAGAGGCAUGUCUGAUGUUGAUGACACAAACUUCAAAUAGCUUUAAGAUAAUGCAUCAAUUGAAAUUUAGGCUUCUCUUAGCAGAAUGAAAUCAACUAAGCAAAGUGUUGAAAUAGGACAUUCUCCUAUAGUUUCGCCAAAAAAGCAAUAGAAUGCAUUUUUGUUUGAUAAAUAACAUACAAACGGUUUUCAUAAUGACUCUAAAGGAAAUACUUCGUCAGAAGAAGAGAAAAUAGGAGAGAGUUUAAGCAAAACUAACAAAAUUUAAGAAAACGGACACUCAAAGCAAAAAGUGAUAAAUGGAAACCCAAGAAACAGAAGUAACUCUAAUUAGUCUUUUACUGAACCUGGCUCAAAGGUGAAGGAUGAAAGUAAAAAACUUAGAAGAACUGCAUCAUUCUCUAACAUUUAGAUAUAAGAGGCAACAAAUGAGGAGGAAGAAGAGGACGAGUAAGAAGAGAAGUAAGGUAACUAAUAGCAGAUGCCAAUUAAGCAGAGAUUGAUGAAGAUGAAAGCUCAAUAGCAUCUCGAUAGAUUUUAGAUGGGGAAAUUAGAUUAAGGCCUUAUCAAUGGGAGUAGACUAGCUGCUAAAUCUUACUUCGAAGGGUCUAUUAGAAACUCUGCUCACGAUGAAGAAUUCUUCCACUAUUUCUUGCAGUACUUAGAUGAGGCAGUUAGAAAACUCAAGGAGUAGGGCGGAAAUCCAGAAUUUGAGGACUUAGAAGACGACAUUGGAGAAAAUGAAUAUGAAAUGGACUGA
Stylonychia lemnae is the source of this 2427-nucleotide messenger RNA. NCBI's taxonomy places the organism in Eukaryota, Ciliophora, Spirotrichea, Sporadotrichida, Oxytrichidae. The record is from the annotation of a GenBank genome assembly.